Messenger RNA from Paramisgurnus dabryanus, 5294 nucleotides. NCBI's taxonomy places the organism in Eukaryota, Metazoa, Chordata, Actinopteri, Cypriniformes, Cobitidae. The record is from RefSeq and is a predicted model, not a curated record.
GUAGCCCACUGAAUUGUGGAGUUAAACAGUUUAUCCACAUUUCUGUGUUCGGGAUAAUUUGGGCGGGGCUAAAAUUGGGGCUUGAUGAUGCACAAAAGCCACCGAGCAUAGCCCUGCCCCUAACACAAUCACGAGCAUCCAUUCAGGUUGUAGUGGGAGUGCUGCAGAUGAUGUAUUUUUGUAGGCCAACCCGGAAGUUAGCUGCACACUGUUGGACAAAACGUGUAAGUGUCUUUAACUUAUGUUUUUUUUUUGCAAUAAUCGAAAAGCCUAUGGUAAUAAUAAAUUAGGGCUGUCACAACAUUAAUCGCGAUUAAUCACAUACAAAAUGUAAGUUUGUGUUUGCAUAUAUAUAUACACAUAUAUACACAUAUAUACACACAUAUAUAUAUACAUACAUGCAAAUGUUUCUUAAAUACAAACAUUAAUGAGUGUGUAUUUAUGUACUGUAUAUAAAAUAAUUACACACAGUGCACACACAUACAUUAUGCAAAAAACUUUUAUUUUGUAUGCCAUUAUUUGCAAUUAAUCUUUUGACAGCCCUAAAAUAAAUUGACUUUUUGUGAGGGAACCAGUAAUCCCUGCCGCACUCUAUUUGCUGAGAGACAGCAGUCUGGAGGUUUAAUAAAAAAAUACAUAAAUAAAAAAAUCACAAGGUCAAAAAAAUUGAGAGUCAGCAGCUUUCCGCGAGUGGGCGUGGUUUCCGCACCGACAAAGACACGCCCCCAGCCUUUGAGAGCUGAAAAUCCUGCCUGUUUUUCCACGAUUCUGAUAACUUAUUUUAUACUUGCCGUUUUUUUAUCAUUCAAAUUUGGCUGGGUGGUUAAUUUCACAUUUCUCUGAGGUGUGAUAAACUGAGAACACAUUUAAUAUCAAACUAUACAUGGACAAGUGCUCCUGAGAUGUGUGGUAGGGAUUUCACCUCUUCUAAGGAUUUAGUUUACAGCAACAGAUGUCAGCAGUCAGUCCUUAUCCCUUUAUCCCUGUGGUGGAGUGAAGAGCUCUCAAAUGUUACAACAGAUAAGACUUUAGAAUAAAAGAAGCUAACACACAUUCUGCCUCGCACAAUGACAUAACAAAGAUGGUUACUCUUCAGGGACAGACCUGAUUUUGAACUGGAAGUAUGGAGUAUUGGUGGAAGUUGUUGAAUUUUAUAACUUUCUGGGCUCUGACUCAAGGGCAAUUGUGCUAUUGUUUGGUACGGCACCAGCUGCCAGUUUUAUGGAUUAUGCCAGUCAGUAAAGAACCAGGAAGAGACAACAUUACAGCAGAAGUUUUACCUGCUGUUCAACUGGCACUGCAGCAUUUGAGUGCGCAGCCACCUCCUUUAGGCAACUAUGAGCUUCAGUUUCAUCUCACAGACUCUGAGUGUAAUAAUGCCAAAGCACUCAAAGCAUUCUUUGAUGCCACAUUCUAUGGCCCCAAACCUCUCAUGAUCUUUGGAGGGGUGUGUCCAUCAGUCACAUCUCUCAUAGCCCAGUCAUUGGAGGCCUGGAACCUUGUGCAGCUGUCGUUUGCAGUAACAGCACCUUCACUGGCAAACAAAAGACGGUUUCCAAACUUCUUCCAUGUGGUUCCAUCAGACAGCGCAGUCAACUUGGCACUGGUGAGGUUUCUCAGGCACUACGGAUGGAACAGAGUUGGUACUUUGACACAAAAUGAGCAGAAGUUUACAGAGGUACAAAGGGACUUGAGCAGACAUCUGGAGGUGGCUGACAUCCAGCUGGUGGCAGCAGAGAGCUUCUCUGUAGACCCAUGUAAUAGUAUACAACAACUAAAGGAAAGUGAUGUGAGAAUAGUGAUCACUCAUUUUGAUGUGAGCAUGGCUGCUGAAGUCCUAUGCUGUGUGUAUAAUCUCAGCAUGUAUGGUCAGAAGUAUCAGUGGAUCCUACCGGACUGGACUCAUGGCAACUGGUGGAUUACCGGCCUCAAAAACUGUACUGCUACUAACAUACAGACUGUUUUGGAGCGGUCCAUCAGUGCUGAUUUUGACACCCUUAGCUCCAGCCACAUUAGAGGGAUUUCUGGUAAGACACCUCAGGAGUAUGAGAGGGACUACAAUAAGCAGCAAUUAAAACGUCUGGGUGCAAGCAAAUUUCAUGGCUUUGCAUAUGAUGGUACAUGGGUGAUUGCCAAAGUUUUGACAAGAGUCAUGGAGACUGUGAGGUACAGAGAAAGAUAUAGCAUCCAUCGCAACUUUACUGUCACUGACCAAGAAAUGAGUCAGAUGAUUCUGGAGGCCAUUGACAAGAUCAACUUCUUUGGUGUCACAGGACAGGUUAUGUUUCAGAAAGGUGAGAGAGUGGCCAAUGUGCAGUUUGCGCAGUAUCAAGAUGGAAAGGCUGUAAAAAUUGGAAAAUAUAAAGCCAUUACAGGUGAACUGGAGUUCAUCAGUCCAGUCCAAUUCCAUGGGGCUGAACCCACAAAGGACCGAACUCAUGUGUACCGUCAAAGAAAACACAUCAGUAUAUUUCUGUACAGUAUCAUAACAUCUCUAUCUAUCUUAGGUGUUCUUACAGCUUGUUGCCUAUUAUUCUUCAAUGUGAAAAACCGCAAUCAUCGGUCUGUUAGCAUGUCCAGUCCUGUCUUAACUUCUGUGAUUAUCCUUGGUUCAGUUUUCUCUUAUUUCUGCAUCUUCUUUUUGGGGCUGGAUGGUUCUUAUAUUUCUGAUGGAGCGUUUGAAGCUUCUUGCUCUGUCCAAAUAUGGCUUCUAUCUAUUGGAUAUACAGCAGCUUUUGGAACCAUGUUUGCAAAAACAUUGAGAAUUCAUGCUAUCUUCAAAAAUAACAGAAUAGAAAAAAGGAUUACAAAGGACUAUGGGUUGACUCUGCUAGUUAUGUUCCUGCUGUUAGACAUGAGUUUGUUAAUUUGUAUGCAAAUUUUGGAUCCAUUAAGGAGAACAGUAAAGGAGUAUCUUAUACAGCCUGACCCCCAAGGGCGAGAUUUUUCCAUACAGCCCUUUUCAGAGCACUGUGAAAAUGCAUACAUGGGUUUCUGGUUGGCUGCAUUUUAUGCUUAUAAAGGAAUACUCCUGCUGAGUACCUGUUUCCUAACCUGGACAACACGUCAUGCAAAGGUUCCUGCUGUAAGUGACAGCAGGGGCAUCCGAAUCAGUGUGUUUGUGUCGGGCCCAGUGAUUCUUACUGGUAUAUGUGCGUCCAUGCUGUUCCAGGAUCAACCAAAUGUGAAAUUCUGCAUUGUUGCCCUUGUGAUCAUCACAUGUUGCUCCAGCACUCUGUGCCUGGUGUUCGUGCCAAAGAUUAUCAUCAUAAGGAUGGGUCCUGCAUCCUUGUCAAGAAGAUUUCAUCUUACCCAGUGGCACAGUGAGAUUGAACAGAUCAAUGAACCGCAUUGUAAAGAAAAGGAAGCUACGAAGAACUCAGGAACAUUUGACUGUGCAACUGAUAUCAAGCAAAACAUCUCAAGCACCAUUGACAUUCUACUGUCAGACAACCUACAGCUCCAACAACACAUGAAUAAAUUGGAUUCUGAAUUGGAGUAUUUGACCAGGCAACUGAAUGAAUUAAGUCCUCACCAUCUAGAGGAUCUCAUCAUCAGAAGUUCUGUACAUAAAGCAGGCAAGAACAAAUGUCAAACUCUGCCUGAAAGAUCCAACUGCAACAGGAACGGACUGGAGGACAUCAACUCUCCUGAACACAUUCAGCGCAGACUCUCUCUCCAGCUGCCCAUUCUUCAUCAUGCCUACUUACCCUACAUUGGAGGAGUGAACUCCAGUCCUUUCAAUAGCUCCUUUGAUAUCCCUCAGCAUACAUGAAUGCCCAAAACAUGUGGACUGUUGGUGCCAGGACCAUGAGUUUCUCAUGCUGUUUAUACAAAAACACAUAUAGACAUUUUUAUUAUAGUUCUCAAAGAGUUAUAUAAUACUUAUAAAACUUAUAGAUAUAAGUAUAUACUCAGGCACAUUGGAUACUGUCCUUAUAGGAUAGUGGCCUUUUUUAUUUGCGUGUGUAAUUGUAUCAUCUAACAAACAUCUAGCAGGUAGCAAACCUAGGCAUCUGCCCAUGUUGUUUCAUUACAAAAUGCUAGCAAAUGCAUAUUGUGGUGUACAAAGAGGCAAAUGUAUCUAUCUAUUCAAAAGGGAAAUACUUAUAAAAGUAGGCUACUUUACAAUAUUUAAAUAUAGGAAUAAUAGUUGAAGUCUAAACAUUUUUUUGGACAUUUACUUUAUCUCUGUUUUAUCUCUGAUUUAGUUUUGCCUUUAUGUUCUGACUGAAGAUUUAUCCACUGGUUCAUGACUGUAUCUCUUACAUCAAAUAAAUGUUAGAAUCAGACUCCGAAUAAGUGAACUUUUUGAUUGCUGCAGUUAUAACACAAGCACACAACAUUAUAGUACAUACAGGUUAACACAUCAAAACUCUUAAAAAAAAUUCAAAUUUGAGUCUUUGAAAGUGCACCCUGUGUAAUACAUUUAAGGUCUGUUAAGAUUAAUUUGUUCCCCGCUCUAACCCAUGUCUACUAUAUCUCUUAGUUUCAUUUCACAAUUCCAGGUUUUGCCACUUUUUAUUUGCCAAUUGAACAACAUGACCUCUGAAAGAGAUUUAAACCUUGAGCCGUACCUGCUCUCCUGAUUUUGCCAAGUGGUUGAUGUCCUCAAGGCAACAUUAUAUUGAUCCUGGGACAACAUUUCAAUCAACCAAUCAGAUUUCAGAAAUAAGUGUAGAUUUUGUUUAAACUUUAAGCUUACAACCAGGAUUAACUGUUUCUAAUCCAGUGCUUAUCACUUAUCAUUUAUGUCUGAUUUUAGGGCUCAGUUAUGGUUAGGGUUGGGGUGGUUUUAGUUUUUUUUGAGUCAAAUUUUUUUUUUGUUUUGACCCAAUUAUAUUUCACUUGGCACAAUCAGGUCGAGCAAUGUCCAAUACCUGUAAACUGAGUAUAGCUCAUAUCAAAUAAAAUAAAAUUGUGAUUGUAAUGAAAAAAUAUAAAUGACUUUAUUAAAACACUAUCAUUCACUAUCGUUGUUUUAAAAAAUAUACUAGAGAAAUUGUUUCCUGCAUUAUGACAAAACAUGCAUCAGAGGCAGGCCUGGUGCCAAGAGGGUGCAAAAGGGGGCAUUGCCCCUCAGAUUUGAUUUGUACCUAAUGUUGCAGGGUUUAAACAGAAGGCUUUAAGAAAAAGGUAAUUAAUAAAAACUGUGUUGUGUGUUUACAAGACUAACAGAAAUAAACUAAAAAAUAUAAAGAACAUUUCGUCAGGUUUGUUUAUUUUGUUUAUUAUAUAGCUCUGACUGGCAAUGAAGUAUAGAUGAAUAAUCACACUAAUAGUUGAUUGGAAAG